AUGUGGUACAGGCGCUCUCGCCUGUCAGCUGUUGCCUUGAUCGCGGCAGUUGGCCUGAUUGUCUGUCCAAUCGUGCUUGCAACCGACACAGACGCGGCGGCCCCUAUCGUCAAACGUUUAGCGCAGAGACCUGACUUCCAUGGACCACCACCUGGAGCUCCCACAGGAGCGAGCGAUUCGCCCGUGACGACGACAAGCACCGCACCGGUCACGACGAACACGACGCCAGUCACAACGUCAACCGCAGCAAUUUCAACUGCUACAACGUCGCCUGGACAGGCCGAGACGAUAGACAGCCAAGAAGUCUUCACCACAUCGAGCAGUCCUCCGAAUGACCUAGCGACAAUCUCACUUUUGGCCACAUCGCCAAAUGCGUCCACAGCAGGAGUCAUCGAUAGUACUAUUGGAUCUUACAUCUACAGCGGCCGCCCCGUCUUCACUGACCCGCCGCAUUCGAACACGGCAGGUCAAGGCGCUUCAGUCACGUCGAUUCCAGCAGUAACUAGUCAACCGAAGGACGGCCUGUCCACUGGAGCGAAGGCCGGCGUAGGAAUCGGCGCCGCGUUGGGAUUUGUUUUGAUUGGUGGUCUGGUGUUUGCCUUGUGCUUUCGUUUGCGACGAAAGCAAGCAGCUGGGAUACCUCAGUCCGGUAACAGCAGUGCAAUCCUGACCACUUCCGAGAAGGUGUCCGAGCCUGGUCCGGAUGUGAACCCCUUCGACCCAGGACAGACAAGCCAUCCAGCCUACGAGUCAACGAAUAACCGCAUCAGUGAUUCAUUGGGUCCGAGCAGAUUCUCGUACUUUGGGCAAGACGAAGAUGGUCCGAUGUACGUUGCCAUUCCAGCACAUUUAUCUGGACAGAAGCGUUGGAGUAAGACAUGA
This is a messenger RNA of Cyphellophora attinorum, 882 nucleotides long. RefSeq lists its product as uncharacterized. The coding region runs from base 1 to 882 and encodes 293 amino acids. Lineage: Eukaryota; Fungi; Ascomycota; Eurotiomycetes; Chaetothyriales; Cyphellophoraceae. The record is from RefSeq and is a predicted model, not a curated record. The transcript has a single exon.